AUGAUCGAAACGUAUACUGAAGAAAAUGGGAGCAUAGAUAUCUUCCUCGAAUGGGGAAUUGAGCUCUACCAUCUAGUCAUGCAGAUAGAGUUCUCAGCAGUGCGGAAAAAUCUUCGUUACAGCGCCGCUCUGAUCUACUGCACCCAUGACCAACACCAAGCAUUCAACCCAGAGGUUCAGUGGGGAGAGAUUGGCCGGUCGUUGAUGAUGCGAAAAACAUUAUACGAGCCUCUAUCCGCUCUGCAGCCUCGCAAAUCUCAUAAGAAGAUACUCAUCUCAUCAGCAGCAGCCGAAGUGUUAGAUGCAGGGGGCGUGAAUACACCUUUAAAAUACCUGGAGUGGAACUCUUCGGUUGGUGGCAAGUCAUAUCAGAGGAUGUAA
Messenger RNA from Penicillium samsonianum, 381 nucleotides. RefSeq lists its product as uncharacterized. The transcript is spliced from 3 exons. The record is from RefSeq and is a predicted model, not a curated record. The coding region runs from base 1 to 381 and encodes 126 amino acids. Lineage: Eukaryota; Fungi; Ascomycota; Eurotiomycetes; Eurotiales; Aspergillaceae.